Molecule: messenger RNA, 3110 nt
Organism: Dermatophagoides farinae (American house dust mite)
Lineage: Eukaryota; Metazoa; Arthropoda; Arachnida; Sarcoptiformes; Pyroglyphidae
Gene: LKRSDH
Product: lysine ketoglutarate reductase/saccharopine dehydrogenase
Cellular component (GO): cytoplasm
Molecular function (GO): saccharopine dehydrogenase activity
Source: RefSeq, a predicted model, not a curated record
UAAAAUUUAUUUUCGUUUUAUAAUUCCAAAACAUUUGGAUAUUUUUUCCCCAAACCUUCGAUUGAAAAAAGUGACAAAUGCUGUCAAGCAUCCAAACAAUUCGUUGCUUAAUCUCAUUGAAUAAGAAGUCCAGUUUAUUCAAGCAGAAUAAAAACAAGCAAAAACGCCUACUAUUUAAAUAUUUAUAAAUUUUUUUGAAUUUUAAUCCUAUAAAAAAAUUUAUAAAGAUGUAUAUACCAUAUUUGACUGCUAGAUCAACAGCGGUAGCUAUUCGAUCAAUCUCACAUCGAUUCAAAUCGACUUCUGUUGAUGGGAAAAAAAUCUUGGCAAUCAGACGAGAAGAUGCUUCAAUUUGGGAACGUCGUGCUCCAUUGGCUCCACUUCAUGUUCGUCAAUUGGUUCGGAAAGGUGUUAAGGUAAUUGUUCAGCCUUCAAAUCGUCGUGCAUAUCCGUUGCAAGCUUAUGUACAAUCGGGCGCUGUCGUUCAAGAAGACAUUAGUGAAGCACCAGUCAUAAUUGGCGUCAAACAAGUUCCUGUUGAUCUCUUAUUGCCGAAUAAAACGUAUGCCUUCUUUUCUCAUACGAUCAAAGCCCAGGAAGCUAAUAUGCCAUUGCUUGAUGCAUGUCUUGAUCGUAAUAUUCGUUUGAUUGAUUAUGAGAAAAUGGUUGAUUCUAUGAAUCAACGUGUGGUAGCCUUUGGUCGUUAUGCCGGUAUUGCCGGUAUGAUCAACAUAAUGCAUGGCCUAGGUUUACGGCUAUUGGCAUUAGGUCACCAUUCACCAUUCAUGCAUAUUGGUCCUGCUCAUAAUUAUCGUGAUAGCGGAAGUGCUAAACAAGCUGUUCGGGCAAGUGGUUAUGAAAUAGCGUUAGCUAUGAUGCCUCGAUCGAUUGGUCCACUCACGUUUGUUUUCACCGGAUCCGGAAAUGUAUCUCAAGGAGCACAGGAAAUAUUUCAAGAAUUACCAUUUGAAUAUGUCGAUGUUAAAGAUUUGCCACAUGUAUCACAACUGGGUCAAACUACCAAAGUAUACGGUGCUGUCGUUUCAAGAGCUGAUCAUUGGGUCCAUAAAAAUGGUUCAACAUUUGAUCCGGAAGAAGCCGAACAACAUCCUGAACGUUACUACUCAAAUUUCGCCUCAAACAUUGCACCACAUGCAUCUGUCAUUGUAAAUGGAAUUUAUUGGGCACCAGAUUCGCCGAGAUUAUUGACUAUCCCGGAUGCAAAAAGAUUAUUGCAACCGCAUUAUGCACCUUGGUUACCAACAUCUAUAGGUUCUCCUGCACUGCCACAUCGACUAUUAGCUAUCUGUGAUAUCAGUGCUGAUCCUGGUGGAUCUGUAGAGUUCAUGACCGAUUGUACAACGAUUGACAAUCCAUUCUGUCUAUACGAUGCUGAUUAUAACCAAAAGACUAGUGAUUUUGCCGGACCUGGUGUACUUGUAUGUUCGAUCGAUAAUAUGCCCACACAGUUACCAUUAGAAGCGACUCAAUCUUUUGGUGAUUUGCUCAAACCAUAUAUCUUUGAUAUCAUUAAUUCAGAUGCAAACGAGCCAUUCGAAAAAUUCAAAGGCAGUGAUGUGGUACAACGAGCAGUGAUUGCUAGUAAUAGAGAAUUAACUUCAAAUUUUCAAUAUAUAAUGGAAAUGAGAGCUCAUAAAGAUAAAAGCAAAUUGGGUAAAUCGAGAGCAGACAAUGAAAAAUCGGUAUUAGUUUUGGGUGCCGGUUUUGUGGCCGCUCCUCUCGUCGAAAUAUUGACUCGCGAUGAAAAAGUUCAUGUAAUUAUUGCAUCAGAUCUUCAGACUCCGAGUGAAAAUAUCGCCAAAAAUGCAAAGAAAUCAAAUGCUGAAUCAGUAGUUGUUGAUGUACUAAAAAAUCAAGAUCUUUUAGAGACACUUAUUAAGGAAUCUGAUCUCGUAAUCAGUUUGCUUCCUUACUCACUACAUCCGAUCAUUGCUCAGAAAUGUAUUCAAUUUGAAAAGAAUAUGGUGACGGCUAGUUACAAAACUCCAGAAAUGAAAGCUCUUCAUGAUGCAGCACUUGAAGCUGGUGUAACCAUCUUAAACGAAGUCGGUUUAGAUCCUGGUAUUGAUCAUUUGUUUGCGAUGGAAUGUUUCGAACAAGUACAUUCAAACGGAGGCAAAAUCACAUCGUUUAAAUCAUUCUGUGGUGGUAUACCUGCUCCAGAAUCUGCUGAUAAUUCACUUUUAUACAAGUUUAGCUGGAAUCCCAGAGGAGUAAUAUUGAAUACAUUAUCCGGAGCACGAUGGCUCGAAAAAGGAAAAUUGUAUGAAGUUCCCGAAGGUGGUGCCUUGAUGGAUGCUGUCCGAGAUAUUGACUUUUUAAAAGGUUUUAGUUUCGAAGGAUAUCCUAAUCGUGAUUCUUUAAUCUAUCAGGAUGUCUACGGACUAAAUUCCGUUCACACAUUAUUACGUGGCACAUUGAGGUACAAAGGAUUCUGUAACCUGAUGAAAGGAUUUCACAUGAUGCAACUGCUCAACACUAAUCCGCAUCCUUUACUACAUCCAAAUGGGCCAGAUAUAACGUGGCGUCAAUUCAUUGCCAAUUUGUUGGCACAACCCGAAGAUAUUCUGCCUACAACUGUUAAAAAUAUAAUGUUCGAUAAAAUCGGACAAGAUGAACAACGUAUGCAAGCAUUUGAAGAACUUGGUUUAUUAGAUGAUGAAAUGAUUGCCAAAAAACAUUCACCAUUCGAAACGUUGAUGUAUUAUCUCACCAACAAAUUGAUGUAUCAGCCAUGUGAACGUGAUCUGGUCGUUUUACGACAUGAAAUCAAUGUUGAAUGGCCUGAUCAAAGCAAAGAAAAACGUAACAUCGAUCUGGUCGUAUACGGAGAUCCCGAUGGAUAUUCAGCCAUGGCCAAAACUGUCGGUUAUCCUACUGGAAUCGCUGCCAAUAUGAUUUUGAAUGGAGAAAUACAAGAAAAAGGCGUUGUCGGGCCAACAUCGGUAAAUGUUUACAACACAAUGAUAAAACGGUUACGAAUGGAAGGAAUAAGAGCGAUUGAAAAAUCUACAAAAUAUUAGAUAAUUUUUUGUGAAUAUAAUUUAGUCUAAAUUCAGAAACAUUAUUAAAAUCAUUGCUCAACUGGG